Molecule: messenger RNA, 363 nt
Organism: Marchantia polymorpha subsp. ruderalis
Lineage: Eukaryota; Viridiplantae; Streptophyta; Marchantiopsida; Marchantiales; Marchantiaceae
Source: the annotation of a GenBank genome assembly
GGAUGCUUUAAUGAAUCCAACAUCCAUGGAUCCAUAAACGGCUAUUGUUAUAUAUUGCCAAUUAUUGGUAAUGUUUUUUAUCUGUUAUAUUUCUAGCAUUUUGACAAAAUUGGUACUAAUCCAUUUUCUGGAAAAAAUGCAAACCUUAACCAUUGUAAAACAGAAACCUUGUAUUAAUCAAUUAAUACUGUGGUUUCUUAAGACUUUCCGUAGAUUGUCCUUUCAGCAGAAAAUCAUAGCUAUUAUUAUUAUUUAUAGCGAUCUUUUUCUGUUUAGUAUUUUUGCUAGAAUUCUUAAGCACAUGACUAUGUUUUUAGCUUAGUCGUUUUUUCAUUUUUUCGGGUGCUGGUUUUGAGACCUUAG